CUAUUUACCUUUCGUCCGGAUAUUGCGUGACGUAGUGAGUCGCGCAGUUGCGGAGGAUCGGGCAGAAGGAGGUCGAACGCUCACCGUUUGGCUGGCCGGGAAGGGGGGCCCCGUGGUAGAGGUGACCGGAGCUGAGCAUUUCAGAUCUUGCUUAGUAAACCGGUGUAUCACCCACCAUGCUGGCUGCAAGGUUUGUGUGUCUCCGGACACUACCUUCCAGGGUUUUCCAGCCCACUUUCAUCAGCAAGACCUCUCCACUUGUGAAGAAUUCCAUCACGAAGAACCAAUGGCUCGUAACACCCAGCCGGGAAUAUGCUACCAAGAUAAGAGUUAGGACCCACCGUGGGAAGACUGGGCAAGAACUGAAGGAGGCAGCUUUUGAACCAUCAAUGGAAAAAGUCUUUAAAAUUGAUCAGAUGGGGAGGUGGUUUGUUGCUGGAGGAGCGGCUGUUGGUCUUGGAGCACUGUGCUACUAUGGCUUGGGAAUGUCUAAUGAGAUUGGAGCUAUCGAAAAGGCUGUAAUUUGGCCUCAGUAUGUGAAGGAUAGAAUUCAUUCUACUUACAUGUACUUAGCAGGGAGUAUUGGUCUAACAGCGUUGUCUGCCUUGGCAGUAGCCAGAACACCUGCUGUCAUGAACUUCAUGAUGAGAGGCUCUUGGGUGACAAUUGGUGCAACCUUUGCAGCCAUGAUUGGAGCUGGGAUGCUGGUACAGUCCAUACCGUAUGAGCAGAGCCCUGGCCCAAAGCACCUGGCUUGGAUGCUGCAUUCUGGUGUGAUGGGUGCAGUGGUGGCUCCUCUGACUAUCUUAGGGGGGCCUCUUCUUCUGAGAGCUGUAUGGUACACCGCUGGCAUUGUGGGAGGCCUCUCUACUGUGGCCAUGUGUGCACCCAGUGAGAAGUUUCUGAACAUGGGAGCACCCCUGGGAGUUGGCCUGGGUCUUGUUUUUGUGUCUUCACUGGGGUCUAUGUUUCUUCCCCCUACUUCAGUAGCUGGUGCCUCUCUGUACUCAGUGGCAGUGUAUGGUGGAUUAGUUCUUUUCAGCAUGUUCCUUCUGUAUGAUACUCAGAAAGUAAUCAAACGUGCAGAAAUAACACCAAUGUAUGGAGUUCAAAAGUAUGAUCCCAUCAAUUCGAUGUUGACAAUCUACAUGGAUACAUUAAAUAUAUUUAUGCGAGUUGCAACUAUGCUAGCAACUGGAAGCAGCAGGAAGAAAUGAAGUGACUACUUGAAGUGUCUCUGCUCACUGAUGUCUUGCUUGCUUAAUAGGAGCAUGUAGUCAUUACAUUUGCACCGUCAGAACUCCUUGAAGUGUAGACAAUAACUUGCCACUACGUUUAAAAUGUUCAGUAAUGUGACCCUUCAGGCCUGUUUUUUCUUUUAGAGAAUAAAUUCAGUAGAUGUCUUUCAAAUA
Acomys russatus (golden spiny mouse) is the source of this 1412-nucleotide messenger RNA. It is a transcript of the gene Ghitm, whose product is annotated as growth hormone inducible transmembrane protein. Gene Ontology annotation, cellular component: mitochondrial inner membrane. The transcript is spliced from 9 exons. The coding region runs from base 177 to 1217 and encodes 346 amino acids. NCBI's taxonomy places the organism in Eukaryota, Metazoa, Chordata, Mammalia, Rodentia, Muridae. The record is from RefSeq and is a predicted model, not a curated record.